Molecule: messenger RNA, 3356 nt
Organism: Amaranthus tricolor (Joseph's coat)
Lineage: Eukaryota; Viridiplantae; Streptophyta; Magnoliopsida; Caryophyllales; Amaranthaceae
Product: stachyose synthase
Exons: 4
Coding region: 403-2985 (860 amino acids)
Source: RefSeq, a predicted model, not a curated record
UUCACUUACUCAUCUAGAAAAACCUUUCUCUUUUCAACUUUGAAUCUUACUUCUCCAAUAAGUUUAUUUUGACAAAUGGGUCCCACUUCAUCUUCUACAUCUCUAUUUAUACAUUCCUAUGGCUUCCUCUCAUCUUACAACGCAAAAUUUCAUCACAUAAAUUAUUAAUUAACACAUUCCUCCUUAAUUCCCUUCUUAAUAGUUCAAAUUGUUAUAAAAUCAUUAAUCAUUUUUUUGAAAAAUAACCCAUUUUCAUUCAUAAUUUCUUGUUUAAUUGUAUAUAUAGCACACACAAAUUCAUUUCAGACACUAAUUUAUUCUUUGCACUAAAAAAAAUUGUGUCUUUAUUGUUUAUGAUAUAAUCCCCUCUGUUUUUUUUUUCUCUGGUUUUUCUGUUUUUCAAUGGCUCCUCCAAAUGACCCAGUUAUUCCAAUUAGCUUAAUCAAAUCCAAAUCAUUAAACCCAUAUUUUGAUCUAUCAGAAGAUGGGAAAUUUACUGUUAAAGGUGUAACUUUACUGUCUGAAAUCCCAAAUAAUGUCUCUUUUACUGAUUUUUCCUCCAUUUGUAAAUACUCUGAUUCUGAUGCUCCAUUUCCUAUCCUUCAAAGGGUACAAUCCACCUCUCAUCGAGGCGGGUUCUUCGGGUUUCAAGUCGAAGAACCCGCCCAUAGAGUAAUGAACUCUUUAGGAAGAUUCCAUGACAGGAAUUUCCUAAGCAUUUUUAGGUUCAAAACAUGGUGGUCUACUCAAUGCGUAGGAAAAUGUGGGUCUGAUUUACAAAUGGAAACUCAAUGGGUUUUAUUUGAUGUCCCUGAAAUUAGGUCAUAUGUACUUAUUGUGCCCUUAAUUGAGGGUAGUUUUAGGGCUGCCCUUAACCCUGGGGAUGAUGGGCAUGUCAUGAUUUGUGCUGAAAGUGGUUCUAGUAAUGUUAAAGAAUCAAUUUUUAAGGCUAUAGCUUAUGUUCAUGUAUGUGAUAACCCUUAUAAUAUAAUGAAAGAGGCAUUUAGUGCUUUAAGGGUAUACCUUAACACAUUUAGUCUCUUAGAAGAGAAGGGUACCCCUACAAUUAUGGAUAGAUUUGGUUGGUGUACUUGGGAUGCAUUUUAUUUAUCAGUUGAACCUAAGGGUAUUUUUCAUGGGGUAGAUGAGUUUUCAAAAGGGGGUUUGCCAAUUAGGUUUUUGAUUAUUGAUGAUGGGUGGCAAAGUAUUAAUUGUGAUGAUGAUAACCCAUAUGAAGAUAGAAAAGGUCUUGUUCUUGGUGGGGAGCAAAUGACUGCUAGACUUCAUAGAUUUAAUGAAGGAGAAAAGUUUAGAAAUUACAAAGGUGGGUCGUUGUUAGGGCCUAAUUCCCCCCCGUACAACCCUAUGAAACCGAAAUUGAUCAUCUCGAAAGCUAUCGAGAUCGAGCAUGCUGAGAAAGAUCGAGCGAGGGUGGCUCAAUCGGGUGUUACACCCGAUCUGUCCACCCUCGAUGAGAAGAUUAAAGUUCUUAAGCAAGAACUAGAUGGGUUGUUAGAAGGAGAAAAGGGUAGUGAAAAUGAUCAAAAUAGUGAAGUAAAGGAAUGUGGAAUGAAAGCUUUUACCAAGGAUCUUAAGAGUAAGUUUAAGGGUUUAGAUGAUAUUUGGGUAUGGCAUGCUCUAUGUGGUGCUUGGGGGGGUGUUAGGCCUAAAACAACACAUUUUAAUGUAAGUGUAAUACCUUGUAAAUUGUCACCUGGUUUAGCAGGAACAAUGGAUGAUCUUGCAGUGGAUAAAAUUGUUGAAGGUGGAAUUGGACUUGUUCAUCCUGAUCAAGCUGCUGAAUUUUAUGAUUUUAUGCAUUCUUACCUUUCUAGUGUUGGAAUCACUGGUGUUAAGGUUGAUGUCAUUCAUACACUUGAAUAUGUUUCAGAGCAAUUUGGAGGAAGGGUAGAGUUAGCAAAGAAAUAUUACAAUGGUUUAUCAAAAUCCUUAAGGAAGAACUUCAAAGGCACCAACCUUCUUUCUAGCAUGGAGCAAUGCAAUGACUUCUUAUUCCUUGGAACCAAACAAAUAUCCAUGGGAAGAGUAGGUGAUGAUUUUUGGUUCCAAGACCCAAAUGGAGACCCAAAUGGGGUGUUUUGGCUACAAGGAGUACAUAUGAUCCAUUGCUCAUAUAACAGUUUAUGGAUGGGUCAAGUUUUCCAUCCUGAUUGGGAUAUGUUCCAAAGUGAUCAUGUUUGUGCCAAGUUUCAUGCUGGAUCUCGAGCCAUUUGUGGUGGACCAAUCUAUGUUAGUGACUCUCUUGGAGGCCAUGACUUUGAUCUUCUUAAGAAGCUAGUUUACCCUGAUGGAACCAUCCCUAAAUGUCAGCAUUUUGCACUCCCAACUAGGGAUGUUCUCUUCGAGAAUCCUCUCUUUGAUCAAAAAACCAUUCUUAAAAUAUGGAACUUCAACAAGUAUGGUGCUGUUCUUGGAGCAUUUAAUUGCCAAGGAGCAGGGUGGGAUAGACAAGAAAGAAGGAUUAAGGGCUACAAGGAAUGUUACAAGACCAUGGAAGGUCUAGUACAUGUAAAUGACAUAGAGUGGGACCAAACAUUACAAGGCAUAGAGAUGGGUUGUGCUGAGGAGUAUGCUGUCUACAUCAAUCAAAAAGACUCACUUCUCUUAGUCACACCCAAAUCCGACCCAAUUCAAGUCAAGUUAAACCCUUCAUCUUUCGAGCUUUUCACUUUUGUUCCAAUCAAAAAAUUAGGACGAUUUGUUAGGUUCGCGUCAAUUGGCUUAACCAACAUGUUUAAUAGCGGAGGAACGAUCCGAGAACUCGAGUUUGAGGACUUGAGUGCUAAGAUGAAGGUUAAAGGAGUUGGGAGUUUCCUAGCUUACUCAAAUGAGGCACCAAAGAAGUGUAUUGUUAAUGGUGAGGAGGUGCAAUUUGAGUGGUCUAAUAAGAAGAACAAGUUGGUGUUUGAUUUGCCUUGGAUUGAAGAAAAUGGUGGUGUUUCCCAAGUUAUUGUUCAAUUUUGAUCAUGGGAUAUUGGAGAGUUUGAAGUUACUAAUGAUUAUUAUAAAUUGUUUUCAUUGUUUUUAAUUUUAUGUAAUUUGAUUUUGAUUGUAUUUUAAUUUGUAUGGAGUGAUUGAUAUUUUUCACAAAGGUGAACAUUGAUUUUUUUUAAUAAGAGCUAGAGUGGAAAGUUUGUAUCAUAUUUUUACUUACCUGUUCAUUAAAAAAACCCUAAUUUAUAUAGAGUUUUCUUCACGGAGCGGCAUGGUCGUCGAUUAGCAAGUGCAAACCAAGUGAGCUAUCGUGUAGAAUCAUAAGUUUUUUUUUUAAUUUUGAAACAGUGACUUUUUUGUAUAGGGUUGAUUUCAAUUUAAAAAUAAUUUAUAUUUUUUGC